AUGCCUGGCUUCCUCACGAAACUAGGACUUGGCUCGCCUGAGAUUAGCGAAGGUAUCGCUAUCGAUGAGAUCCAGAGCUCCGGUUCUUCGAGCCCCAAGGGCGAAAAGGACGAGAAGACUAUUGGUGUUUCAUCAGCACACGAACUAUCAGAGGCAGAGGCUGCAAGACGAUUGAAAGUUUUCAAACAUAAUGCGGAUGCACUUUGGGAUCCCAACCUUGAAAGUGAUGACCUUCAUGCAGUUGAUGAGGCUGUCGAGCAUCACGACAAGGAUGGCGAAACCCAUCUUGUAAACGAACUUUUGGAGAACAGUCCAUACCCAGAAGUUAGAGCUGCUGUCAGGAACUACGAUGUCGAUCUCCCUUGUAACACCAUCCGUAUGUGGGUCAUCUCACUUUUGAUGACUACCAUCGGCUCCGGUCUGAACAUGCUUUUCUCUUUACGUUCGCCCUCGAUUACAAUCACCUCCUAUGUUGCACAACUUAUCGUCUACCCUGUUGGCCUGGCUUGGGACAAAGUCAUGCCAAACCGAGAACACACGACUUUUGGUGUCAAGUGGAAUCUCAACCCCGGGCCUUUCAACUUCAAAGAGCACGCUAUGAUCGUCAUCAUGGCCAAUGCCUCAUUUGGAACAGGUGUGGGUUAUUUCACCGAUAUCCUCCAGGCCCAGCGUGGUUUCUACAAAUUCAAUUGGGGAUGGGGAUUUGGUGUACUUGUUGCUUUGAGCACACAGUGUGUUGGCUUUGGUCUUGCCGGUCUUUUCUCUCGCUGGCUGGUCGAGCCAGCUCCUAUGAUCUGGCCUCAGGAUCUGGUCAAUUGCGCCUUCAUGUACACCCUUCACGACAAUUCUAAGACAGACCCUGCAAGGACCAACGGUUGGUCUAUCUCCAGAUAUCGUUGGUUCUUCUAUGUUUUCCUGGGCUCAUUCCUCUACUACUGGUUCCCUGGCUACAUCGCUCAGUUCCUGAGCGUCUUCGCAUUCCCUACCUGGAUCGCGCCUAACAACGUCAAUGUCAACAAGGUCUUUGGAGGCUUCAGUGGUAUGGCCCUUCUCCCCAUUACUUUUGAUUGGACUCAGAUCACCGGAUAUGUCUUUAGUCCUCUGAUUCCUCCAUGGCAUGCCAUCGGUAAUACCCUGAUCGGUCUUGUAGUUUUCUAUUGGAUUACUGCGGCAGGGAUCCACUUCACUGGAACUUGGUACGCCGACUACUUACCAUUCAGUACUUCCAGCUCUUACGAUAAUGCUGGUAACGUUUACAACGUUUCUAAAAUAUUAACGCCGCAGAUCACGUUGGAUCUUAAAAAGUACGAGGAGUAUUCUCCUCUUUUCUUGUCAACUACCUUCGCCCUUUGCUAUGGUCUUUCGUUCGCUGCGAUCUCCGCCGUCGUUGUUCAUACCAUUCUUUUCCAUGGAAAGUUCAUUCUUGAUAGAUGGCGACGUUCGCGUGAUGACAUGCGUGAUGUACAUCAAGAGAUGAUGGAUAAGUACCCAAAAGUGCCUGCUUGGUGGUACAUAACCUUACUGGUGAUCUGCAUUGGUCUUUCCUUUGCCACUAUCUAUGCUUAUCCCACGGAGAUGAGCUGGUGGGCUUUGAUUCUUGCAUUCAUCAUCAGUUUCGUUUGGUUCUUACCCAUUGGAUUCAUUCAAGCAAUCACCAAUGUUCAGCUUGGCCUUAACGUUUUCACCGAGUUCCUGAUCGGAUACAUGCAACCCGGCAGGCCUAAUGCCAUGAUGUUGUUCAAGACUUACGGCUACAUCACCAUGACACAAGGUCUUGCCUUUACUCAAGACAUGAAGCUCGGUCACUAUCUCAAGGUUCCUCCAAAGACAAUGUUCAUGGGCCAGUUGAUCGCGACGAUAUGGUCGUGUAUCGUGCAGCUUGCAGUUUUCGAAUGGGCUUUCGGUGGUGGUAUCAAGGACCUAUGCGCUCUUCACCAGGUCAAUCACUUCACUUGUCCUGGAGGAAGAGUCUUCUACAACGCAAGCGUGAUCUGGGGAGUUAUUGGUCCUGCACGCAUGUUCAGUGGUGAUGCCACUUACAAGAACCUCCAAUGGUUCUGGCUGGCUGGUGCCGCUGCUCCCGUCAUCUUCUUCUUUGCAGCCAAGCAGUGGCCAAAAUCACCCAUUCGCUUCCUCAGCGCUCCUUUGAUCUUCGGUGGCACUGGACAAAUUCCUCCUGCCACACCCCUGAACUACUUGUCAUGGGGCAUCGUUGGUUUUAUCUUCAACAAGUGGAUUCGCAACAGAUACAGAGGCUGGUGGAUGCGCUUCAAUUACAUCACAUCAGCGGCCCUUGACUCCGGUCUCGCCAUCUCGACCAUCUUGAUUGUUUUGACAAUCAGUUUGACCAACACCGACGCACCCAAUUGGUGGGGUAAUGUCGCUGUGUACAACACAAUGGACAGUCUGGGAACAGCUAUAUCGAAAGUCCUGCCUGAAGGUGCCACCUUUGGUCCUUCUACAUGGUAA
Aureobasidium melanogenum CBS 110374 is the source of this 2469-nucleotide messenger RNA. RefSeq names its product small oligopeptide transporter. Bases 1 to 2469 code for a protein of 822 amino acids. Gene Ontology annotation, biological process: transmembrane transport. Gene Ontology annotation, molecular function: oligopeptide transmembrane transporter activity. The record is from RefSeq and is a predicted model, not a curated record. The transcript is spliced from 6 exons. Lineage: Eukaryota; Fungi; Ascomycota; Dothideomycetes; Dothideales; Saccotheciaceae.